AUGGUUCGCUUUGUGACACCUUUGAUCCUGGCCUCGCUGUCAGUGGCCGCUCUUGCUGCACAAACUUGCAACAACAGCAAACAGUGCAAGGAUGAGAAAUACCCCUGCUGCUCCCAAUAUGGAGAGUGCGGUACUGGUGCCUUCUGCCUAGGUGGUUGCGACCCUCUCGCCUCCUUCUCUCUCGAUUCCUGCGCCCCUAUGCCCGUCUGUAAGAGCAAGACUUACACCUGGGACAACCUCGACAAUGCCGCCACCCAGGACAAAUACCUCGGUAACUCCACUGCUGCCGACUGGACCUACAGUGGAAAGCUCAAGACCGAGGAUGGCAAUCUGAUCAUGACCAUGCCCCCCAAGAGUGGCGGUUCCCUCGUUGCCAACAACCACUACAUCUGGUACGGCAAGAUUUCCGGCAAAUUCAAGAGCUCCCGCGGCAAGGGUGUCGUGACUGCUUUCAUUCUUCUGUCUGAUGUCAAGGAUGAGAUCGACUACGAGUGGGUCGGUGCUGAUCUGACCUCCGUGCAAACCAACUACUACUGGCAGGGUGUUCUGGACUGGCAAAACGGUGGCAAUAUCAGCGUGGAAGGUGGAGACACCUACAAUGACUGGCACACCUACGAGAUCGACUGGACUCCUGAGAAGGUUGACUGGGUCGUCGACGGUACCGUGCACCGCACCCUGAAGAAGUCCGAUACCUACAAUGCGACCUCCAAGAAGUACGAGUUCCCCCAGACACCCUCCCGCCUUCAGAUGUCGCUCUGGCCCGCCGGCCAGCCCAGCAACGCCCAGGGUACCAUCGACUGGGCCGGUGGUGUGAUCGACUGGAACAGCGAGGAUAUCCAGAACGCCGGUUACGACUUUGCCACCGUCGGUGAGGUCAGCGUGGAGUGCUACGAUCCUCCUUCCGAUGCCACCAAGAAGGGCAACAACGCCUACAUCUUCACCAACUCCGCUGCUAUGGAAGCCGACGUCGCCAUCACCAACAACAACACCGUUAUGGGCUCCCUCGGCGCCACCGGUCUCGACAUGGAUCUCGGUGCUGACAAGCCAAGCUCUUCCGCCUCCAAGGGUUCUUCGACCACCUCUGUUGCCAACAGCAUCCCCACCGGAGCCACCGUUGGCUCCGGCGGCAUGGCCACCAAUGAUGAUUCUGGCUCCAGUUCCGGCUCCAGCUCCAGCUCCAGCUCCGGCUCCGGCUCUGACUCCAGCUCUGGCACUUCAACCACCGGUGACUCGGAAACUUCCACUUCCUCGGGCUUCACCCAGGGAACCACUACCCAGGACAGCGGUGCGGCCGGCCAGAACGAGCGUGUUCUCCGUGGAUCCCUCUUCGGAGUCCUGGUGGCUCUUGUUGUCCUCGUGACGCUAUAA
Molecule: messenger RNA, 1368 nt
Organism: Penicillium vulpinum
Lineage: Eukaryota; Fungi; Ascomycota; Eurotiomycetes; Eurotiales; Aspergillaceae
Gene: utr2
Product: putative cell wall glucanase (Utr2)
Exons: 3
Coding region: 1-1368 (455 amino acids)
Biological process (GO): fungal-type cell wall organization; carbohydrate metabolic process
Cellular component (GO): fungal-type cell wall
Molecular function (GO): glycosyltransferase activity; hydrolase activity, hydrolyzing O-glycosyl compounds
Source: RefSeq, a predicted model, not a curated record